GCGCUCGGCGGCUCGCGGUACUUCUCGGAGGCGCAGGCGACGGCGCCCGACCUCGGCAGGCAGCUGCCGCCCGAGGCGGCCGAGCUGCGCUGCAUGGUGCCCACGCCCGCGCUCCGCGCGCCCUUCUCCCUGGACGAGCCGGGCGCCCGGCGCCUGGCGGUGACCCUCUCGCUGGCGGGCCCCGGCGAGAGCGGCGCGCCCCGGGGCGCCACGGCCGCGGCCGGGAGCCUGUCGCUGGUGCUGCUGCCGCGGGCCGUGCGGGAGCUGGACUUCCUCGCCUCGCCCCCCGAGCUGGCGGUGGGCGCCCGCACGCAGGUCGAGGUCUCCGGGGCGCUGCCUCUGGGGUCCUCCGCGCGCCUGCAGGGCGCCGGCCUGCCGAUGCUGAACGCCACGAGGUGGACGUGCGAUUUCGAGACGGUGCGGGUGCGGCCCGCCGGCGGCGCCGCGGAGCUCCUGGGCGGGGCGGUGCUCCGCGUCCGCAGCCCGCCGCGGCCGCCCCCGCUCACGGGCGCCGGGGGCCUGCCGGAGCUCCGCCCGGGCCCGCCAGGGCACACGCUGCUGUCGGCGAGCUGGGCGCGGUCCGCGGUGGUCUCCGGGCGCGGCCACGUCUGCGCCGCGCGCGUGGCGGGCCGCUCCUACGUCUCCGAGUGGCUGCCCGAGGGCGCCACGGACUGCGCGGUGCUGCUGCCGCGGUGGGAGCGCGUGGCCGCCGCGGGGACGGUGAGCUUCGGGCUCGCCGUGAACGGCGAUGCGUCGACACUGGAGGGCGCCAUGCAGUGGCUCGACUUCGAGCCGCGGCCCUUCCCGGAUGUUCUGCACGCCUCGCCGCAGGUCAUCGCCCACCCUCGCCUGGCGUGGCGCAGUCUCGGCACCGCCCCUUCGUGGAGGCCGUCCCGAGUGCACCUGGUGGGCCACGGGCUGCUGCCGCCGCUGCCCGCCCAGGCCUACGACUGCGUGUUCGCCUCCCCGUGGGUCAAGGCCUGGGUGGUGCCGGCCGAGUGGCUCUCGUCAGGGCUUGCGCUGUGCGGCAGGACCCCCACUGCCCACGAGCUGGGCGGCGCGGGGAUCGUCAACUUCACGGCGGCGGUGCGGCUGCGCGUGGGAGGCGGCGGCGUGGCCAGCACGCAGGUGGCGCUCUACUACACCGACAGCCUGCUGGAGACGCAGGCGACAGCCUCGCCGGCGUGGGCCUUCUCGGACGAGGGCGCCGAGCUCACGAUCACGGCGGUGCCGGGCGCGGCGUUCCGGCUCGGCCGCCGCCACCGCGCCGCAGCUGUGUGUCUUUUCGGCGGCGGACGGGGCGCAGCGCCGGUAGUGUACCUCACGGAGACGCGGGCGCGCUGCCGGGUGCCCCCGAACGUUCGCGCGGGCCGGACCGAGCUCACCAUCGCUUCCGGCGAGGACGACCUGGUGGCCCCUGUCCCGGUCGUGCUCCACCCGCGCUUCGGGGUGCAGGCAGACCCAGCAGUCGUGAUCGGGGAGGUGGGCCACACGAUCGUCCUCAGCGCCGCGGGCGGCGCGGCGGUGGAGUGCCCGGGUGUGGUGCUGCCCUCGGGCCCGUCGGGCGCUGCGUAA
This is a messenger RNA of Prorocentrum cordatum, 1575 nucleotides long. NCBI's taxonomy places the organism in Eukaryota, Dinophyceae, Prorocentrales, Prorocentraceae. The record is from the annotation of a GenBank genome assembly.